AGGGUUUUAGCUCAGCGGCAAUGUUCUUGUACAGCCUGACGCUGCAGCGCGCCACUGGGAUCGUGUGCGCCUGCUACGGCAACUUCAUCGGCGGCAAGAGCCAGGAGAUCGUCAUCGGCCGCGGUAAGAUCCUAGAGCUCCUGCGCCCCGACGACAAUGGCAAGCUCCAGACGCUGCUCGCGGUGGAAAUAUUUGGCGUCGUCCGCUCGCUCGCGCAGUUCCGCCUCACCGGAUCCCACAAGGAUUACCUCGUCGUCGGCUCCGACUCGGGCAAGAUCGUCAUCCUCGAGUACAAUCGCGACAGGAACGCCUUCGAUCCCGUCCACAAGGAGACGUUUGGGAAAUCCGGGUGCCGCCGCAUCGUGCCCGGCCAGUUCUUGUCCGUGGAUCCAAAGGGCCGGGCGGUGAUGAUCGCCGCCACCGAGAAGCAGAAGCUCGUCUACGUGCUCAACCGGGACAACGCGGCCAGGCUCACCAUUUCCUCUCCUUUGGAGGCUCACAAGUCCCACACCGUUGUCUACUCCCUCGUCGGGGUGGACUGUGGCUUUGAGAACCCGAUGUUCGCCGCCAUCGAGCUCGACUACUCGGACGCCGACCAGGACGCCACGGGCCAGGCGGCGCUCGAGGCACAGAAGCACCUCACUUUCUACGAGCUGGACCUGGGACUGAAUCACGUCGUUCGCAAGUGGAGCGAGCCCAUAGACAAUGGUGCCAACAUGCUCGUCACCGUUCCCGGCGGUGCCGAUGGACCCAGUGGAGUCUUGGUCUGCGCGGAUAACUUCGUCAUCUACAAGAACCAGUCCCAAGAGCUGAGAGCUCUGAUCCCCAGGCGAGCCGACUUGCCGGCGGACAGGGGUGUGCUCGUCGUUUCGGCCGCGACGCACAGGCAAAAGAGCGUCUUUUUCUUUCUCCUCCAGACCGAGUAUGGGGAUGUUUUUAAGGUGACGCUGAGCUUCAACGAUACGGAUAUGGUGGUGACAGAGCUCAAGAUCAAGUACUUCGACACCUUUCCCGUCACCUCGGCAAUGUGCGUUCUCAAGAGCGGCUUCCUCUUUGCUGCUUCCGAGUUUGGAAACCAUGCGCUCUAUCAGUUCCAGGGUAUUGGCGACGACCCGGACGUAGAAUCCUCUUCUGCAACUCUCGAGGAGACCGAAGAUGGUUUUAAGCCCAUCUUUUUCCAGCCCCGCAAGCUCAAGAACUUGAUCCAGAUUGACGAGGGGGAGAGCCUCAUGCCAAUUAUGGACAUGAAGAUUGCCAACUUGUUCGAAGAGGAAACGCCCCAGAUUUUCGUGGCUUGCGGGAGAGGUCCUCGCUCGACGCUGCGGAUACUCAGGCCGGGUCUUGCAGUGUCCGAGAUGGCAGUGUCACAGCUUCCGGGAGUACCGAGUGCUGUGUGGACGGUGAAGAAGAGUGUCACCGACGAGUUCGAUGCCUACAUCGUGGUGUCCUUUCUGAACGCCACGCUGGUGCUGUCCAUCGGCGAAACAGUGGAGGAAGUCAGUGACAGCGGAUUUCUGGACACGACACCUUCUCUUCAAGUUUCUCUGCUCGGGGACGACUCGCUAAUGCAGGUGUAUCCCAAUGGGAUCCGACACAUUCGGUCAUUAGUGCGCAUAAACGAGUGGAAAACUCCCGGCAAGAAGACCAUCGUCAAAGUUGGCUCCAACAGGAUGCAGGUGGUGAUAGGCUUGAGCGGCGGUGAGCUGAUUUACUUCGAGAUGGAUCCGACGGGGCAGCUCAUGGAGAUAGAGAAGCGAGAAAUGUCGGGGGAUGUGGCCUGCUUGGCUAUAGGCCCAGUUCCAGAAGGCAGGCAGCGUUCUCGGUUCCUCGCUGUUGGCUCCUACGACAACACCAUCCGCAUCCUCUCGCUCGACCCCAACGAUUGCAUGCACAUCUUGAGCGUCCAGAUGGUGGCUUCCCCACCAGAGUCACUGCUCUUGCUCGAAGUUCAGGCGUCAACAGGUGGAGAAGAUGGUGCAGUGUAUCCAGCGAGUGUUUUCCUCAACGCCGGCCUUCAGAACGGCGUUCUUCUCAGGACUGAAGUUGACAUGGUCACCGGGCAGCUAUCUGGGACUCGAACGAGGUUUCUGGGCCUGAGAGCUCCCAAGCUCUUUGCGACGUCUGUUCGGGGCCGUCAGGCACUCUUGUGCCUCUCCAGUCGGCCGUGGCUCGGUUACAUUCACCAGGGACACUUCCUCCUGACUCCACUUUCUUACGAGACCCUGGAGUAUGCGGCCUCCUUCUCAUCGGACCAAUGCGCAGAGGGUGUUGUGGCCGUGGCUGGCGAAGCGCUGCGAGUCUUCACGAUUGAGAGGCUCGGGGAGACUUUCAACCAGACGUCCAUCCAACUUCGAUACACGCCCAGGAAGUUUAUCCUGCAUCCCAAGCGGAAGUUUCUGGUGCUCAUCGAGACCGACCAGGGGACGUUCACGACCGAGGAGCGCGAACACAUGAGCAGGAGCGCUGCAGCUCAAGACAAUGGGAUGAUGGAGAUCGACAACCAGGAGAAGUCCGAGGAGGAGCCAAUGCCCGACGAGCAGUAUGGCUAUCCCAAAACCGACUCGAGGAGGUGGGUGUCGUGCAUCAGAGUCCUGGAUCCCAAGGCAGCGGCCACAACGUGCCUGCUGGAGCUGCAGGAGAACGAGGCGGCCUUUAGCAUCUGCUGCGUCAACUUUCACGACAACAAGAACCUCGGAACAGUUCUUGCUGUGGGUACUGCCAAGGACUUGGAGUGGUGGCCCAAGCGGAGAUCGAUGGGUGGCUUCAUCCACAUAUACCGGUUUGUCGAGGACGGCAGAUCUCUGGAGCUGGUGCACAAGACACCCAUCGACGGCGUUCCGACCGCUCUCUGCCAGUUCCAGGGCCGUCUGCUUGCCGGCAUCGGGCAGAUACUUCGGAUCUACGACCUUGGCAAGCGGAAGCUGCUGAGGAAAUGCGAGAACAAAAACUUCCCGAACACCAUCACCUCCAUCCACAGUUACGGCGACAGGAUCUACGUGGGCGACAUCCAAGAGUCCUUCCACUACGUCAAGUACCGGCGAGACGAAAACCAGCUCUACGCCUUCGCCGACGAUAGCAGCCCCAGGUGGCUGACAGCGUCGCUGCACAUCGACUUCGACACCAUGGCCGCGGGAGACAAGUUCGGGAACCUCUUCUUCGUGCGGCUGCCGCAAGACCUGUCGGAGGAGAUCGAGGACGACCCGACGGGUGGCAAGAUAAAGUGGGAGCAGGGCCGGCUCAACGGAGCUCCCAACAAGGUGGAGGAGAUCAUCCAGUUCCACGUCGGGGAAGUGGUGACGUGCAUGCAAAAGGCGUCGCUCAUCCCAGGCGGGGGCGAGAGCGUGAUCUAUGGCACGGUCAUGGGCUCUGUGGGGGCGCUGCUGCCAUUCUCGUCGCGAGAGGACGUGGAUUUCUUCUCGCACUUGGAGAUGCAUAUGCGACAGGAGCAUCCACCGCUGUGCGGCCGCGAUCACAUGGCUUUUCGCUCGGCCUACUUCCCUGUCAAGGAUGUUAUUGAUGGAGAUCUAUGCGAACAAUAUCCCACACUUCCGCCAGACUUACAGCGCAAAAUUGCCGAGGAGCUGGACAGGACUCCCGGAGAGGUGAUGAAGAAGCUAGAGGACAUCAGGAACCGGAUCAUCUGAGCCUCCCGCGUGAUCUUCAAGCUCCCCUCCUGUACUACCAGUUUGUGUCUCUUAAAAUUUUGGUCUUUGAUUCACAGGAUCUAUCCAAUGUAACUGUGCUUUUACUAUGAAGAAGAAGACACUGUUUUCUAA
Selaginella moellendorffii is the source of this 3776-nucleotide messenger RNA. Its product is annotated as spliceosome-associated protein 130 A. The record is from RefSeq and is a predicted model, not a curated record. Gene Ontology annotation, biological process: mRNA splicing, via spliceosome. Gene Ontology annotation, cellular component: U2 snRNP; nucleus. Bases 21 to 3644 code for a protein of 1207 amino acids. NCBI's taxonomy places the organism in Eukaryota, Viridiplantae, Streptophyta, Lycopodiopsida, Selaginellales, Selaginellaceae. Gene Ontology annotation, molecular function: protein binding; U2 snRNA binding. The transcript is spliced from 3 exons.